AUGCUGCUGUGGGUCCUGCAGGCGCUUGCUCUGCUUCUGCCCGUGCUCCCCACGCAGGGAGAAGCCAGGUGCAGGGGAUGCCUCCAGGCCCAUAACAUCUCCGGGCCUGCUCUGCAGAGGCUGUCGGAUCACCUCCUGACCAACUACAGGAAAGAUGUGUGACCCAUGUGGGACUGCAGGAAGCCAAGCACCAUAUCCAUUGACAUCAUUGUCUACGCCAUCCUCAGUCUCCCUUUCCAUUCCCGGGAUGAGAAGAACCAGGUACUGACCACCUACAUCUGGUACCGGCAGUACUGGACUGACGAGUUCCUCCAGUGGAACCCCGAGGACUUCGACAACGUCACCAAGCUGUCCAUCCCCACGGACAGCAUCUGGGUCCCGGACAUCCUCAUCAACGAGUUUGUGGACGUGGGGAAGUCUCCGGAUAUCCCGUACGUGUAUGUCCGGCACCAUGGUGAGGUCCAGAACUACAAGCCCCUGCAGGUGGUGACCGCCUGUAGCCUGGACAUCUACAACUUCCCCUUCGACAUGCAGAACUGCUCGCUGACCUUCACCAGCUGGCUGCACACCAUCCAGGACAUCAACAUCUCCCUGUGGCGCCCGCCGGAGAAGGUGCAGUUCGACAAGAGCGUGUUCAUGAACCAGGGCGAGUGGGAGCUGCUGGGGGUGCUGCCCCAGUUCCGGGAGUUCAGCAUGGAGAGCAGCGACUGCUACGCAGAAAUGAAGUUCUACGUGGUCAUCCGCCGGCGGCCCCUUUUCUACGUGGUCAGCCUGCUGCUGCCCAGUAUCUUCCUCAUGGUCAUGGACAUUGUGGGCUUCUACCUGCCCCCCGAGAGUGGCGAGAGGGUCUCCUUCAAGAUCACACUUCUCCUGGGCUACUCCGUCUUCCUGAUCAUUGUGUCCGACACGCUGCCCGCCACCGCCAUUGGCACGCCCCUCAUUGGUGUCUACUUUGUGGUGUGCAUGGCUCUGCUGGUGGUCAGCUUGGCUGAGACCAUCCUCAUCGUGCGGCUGGUGCACAAGCAGGACCUGCAGCGGCCCGUGCCCGCCUGGCUGCGGCGCCUGGUUCUGGAGAAGGUGGCCCUGCUGCUUUGCCUUGGGGAGCAGCCAACCUUCCACAGGUGUCCAGCCACUUCCCAAGCCACCAAGACCAAAGAGUGCUCAGACAUGGGGAACCACUGCGGCCAUUUGGGAGGACCCCGGGACGUGGACAGGACGCCGAAGGGCAGAGGCAGCCCGCCGCCCCCGCCGCGGGAGGCCUCCCUGGCGGUGUGUGGGCUGCUGCAGGAGCUGGCCUCCAUCCGGCACUUCCUGGAGAAGCGGGAGGAGAGCCGCGAGGUGGCCCGGGACUGGCUGCACGUGGGCUCCAAGCUGGACAGGCUGCUCUUCCGCCUCUACCUGCUGGCGGUGCUGGCCUACAGUGUCACCCUGCUCGCGCUCUGGUCCAUCCGGCAGUAUUCCUGA
Molecule: messenger RNA, 1464 nt
Organism: Molossus molossus (Pallas's mastiff bat)
Lineage: Eukaryota; Metazoa; Chordata; Mammalia; Chiroptera; Molossidae
Gene: HTR3A
Product: 5-hydroxytryptamine receptor 3A
Biological process (GO): regulation of membrane potential; nervous system process; monoatomic ion transmembrane transport
Cellular component (GO): postsynaptic membrane; synapse; neuron projection
Molecular function (GO): neurotransmitter receptor activity; extracellular ligand-gated monoatomic ion channel activity; transmembrane signaling receptor activity
Source: RefSeq, a predicted model, not a curated record